AUGGAUAUUGAUCAAGAAGACAAAUAUCGGAAUGAUUAUUGGAGGCAGACUGACGAUUACACUUCUCAAGUUUAUAUUAAACAAGAGCCACAGGACCAAGCUCAAGAAAUGCCUGAAGGUGAUUCUGUAAAUCGGGUCUCAGCGUUGGCUACAAGUUUUUUAUCAAGAAUCGAACCGGAGGUCUUUGUAAAAUCAGAAGGAACUCCUGAAACAGCCGGUGAUACAAAGGCAGCACAGCUUAGCAUCGACCUUGUUGCAUAUUUUUGCAUGAAAUCUUGCCGGGCAUUCGAGCCAUUGGGACCUUCACACUCUCUUUUUAGCGUCCGACGGCGUAGAGAGCGAGAUCGUGAACGCGAACGUGAUCGUAGUCGAGAAAGACUUCGACGUGAACGUGAAGAAAGAGAGGAGAGAGAAUUAAGAAGAACUCGACGUUCAAGAAGGCGAAGCCGAAGCUUUAGUUCUAGGCGUCGUAGUCACAGUCCGAGACAUCGUUCGCGUUCUCGAUCGAUAACUCCUAUCGUUAGGAGGAGGAGGAAGUUGAACAAUUGGGAUGUUCCGCCUCCAGGUUAUGAAGGAAUGACUGCCGAGCAAGUAAAGGCGACAGGUCAUUUCCCACUCCCUGGACAGCCUGCUAGUACAAGGCCAGCGGCAGUACCCACUUCUCCAGUAAUACCGGGAAUGGAUCCUUCACGUGCUGCUAUGAUGAUGGGAAUGACUCAUGAACUUCCCCCUCGUCCCAAAGUUAGUCAGGGAGCAGCAGGUCCAGUUGCACAAACUGCUUCACUUGCAAGGCAAGCGAGACGUCUUUACGUUGGGAAUAUUCCAUAUGGUAUUGAUGAGAAUGGUCUAUCAGAUUUCUUUAAUUCAACUAUGGUUCAAUUAAAUAUUACUACAGCACCAGGCAAUCCUGUGAUCGCUGUUCAAAUAAAUCAUGAUAAAAACUAUGCAUUCGUCGAAUUUCGAGCUCCUGAAGAAGCAACAGCUGCGAUGGCUUUUGAUGGAAUUACAUUUCAAGGACAAUCAUUAAAAAUAAGGCGUCCAAAGGAUUACCAACCACCUCCGGGACAAAAUCUUGAGCCACCGCCAAUUCAUGUCCCUGGUGUAGUUUCUACUAACGUUCCUGAUAGUCCCAAUAAAAUCUUUAUUGGAGGAUUACCUACUUAUUUAAACGAUGAACAAGUUAUGGAGCUAUUAAAGUCCUUUGGUGAACUUCGAGCGUUCAAUCUAGUUAAAGAUAGUUUAACAGGUGUAUCUAAGGGUUUUGCGUUUUGUGAAUAUGUUGAUCCGACCGUUACUGAUUUGGCAUGUCAAGGUUUAAAUAACAUGGAACUUGGUGAUCGUAAACUUGUAGUGCAACGUGCAAGUGUAGGCUCCGCUAAAAAUGCAGGAGUUACGACCGUUUUACCUACUUCGGUGCUAAUUCCUACCGGUAACGGCGAAAUGCAACCAACCACAGUUCUUCAAUUACUUAAUAUGGUCACUCCUGAUGAAUUAGUAGAAGAUGAUGAAUAUGAAGACAUAUUUGAUGACGUUCGAGAGGAAUGCUCCAAAUUUGGAAAUGUAGUGGAUAUGAAGAUACCACGACCGGGACAUGGUGGAUCAGCAAGUGGUGUUGGAAAGAUUUUUGUGCGUUAUGAAUCAAUAGACCAAGCGGGUAUCGCACUUCGUGCAUUGGCUGGUAGGAAAUUUGCUGAACGUACUGUUCUAACAUCAUAUAUUUAUGAAGACACUUAUUUUGCUGAGGACUUUUAA
This is a messenger RNA of Funneliformis mosseae, 1752 nucleotides long. The record is from the annotation of a GenBank genome assembly. Lineage: Eukaryota; Fungi; Glomeromycota; Glomeromycetes; Glomerales; Glomeraceae.